Neopsephotus bourkii (Bourke's parrot) is the source of this 2471-nucleotide messenger RNA. RefSeq names its product F-box protein 42 (gene FBXO42). Lineage: Eukaryota; Metazoa; Chordata; Aves; Psittaciformes; Psittacidae. Gene Ontology annotation, molecular function: protein binding. The record is from RefSeq and is a predicted model, not a curated record. The coding region runs from base 192 to 2327 and encodes 711 amino acids. The transcript has 10 exons.
GUCAUUACGUGAGGCGAAGCCGCCUGCGCGGUGCGCUCUGGAGCGGCGGUUGGCGGCGGACGGGAGGGAGGGGAGGAAGAUGGCGGCGCCGGUUCGAGCCGUCACCCGGGCGACGCGGCGGACCCGGUGCCGGCAGCCCUGAGGGCCCGGCCUGGCUGCGGCGGGCGAAGGGAGCUGUGAAGUGGAAUGCCAUGGCCAGCUCCUCGGACAGUGAAGAUGAUGGGUUCAUGGCUGUGGAUCCAGAAGACGCCGUGGUGGAGGGGACGAUGGAGCAAGAUGAUGAGCCACACACUGAGCUGGAGGUGGAGGAGACCAGGCACAACAGAUCAAUGCUGGAGCUUCCUGAGGAGGUUUUGGAAUAUAUCCUCUCCUUCCUCUCGCCCUAUCAGGAGCACAAGACUGCUGCCCUUGUCUGCAAACAGUGGUAUCGACUCAUCAAAGGCGUGGCCCAUCAGUGCUAUCACGGCUUUAUCAAAGCAGUGCAAGAAGGAAACAUCCAGUGGGAGAGCCGCACUUACCCCUACCCUGGCACCCCCAUCACCCAGCGCUUCUCACACAGUGCGUGUUACUACGACUCCAACCAGUCCAUGUACGUGUUUGGUGGCUGCACACAGAGCAGUUGUAACGCUGCCUUCAACGACCUCUGGAGACUCGACCUGAACAGCAAGGAGUGGAUCCGGCCCCUGGCAUCAGGUUCAUACCCUUCACCUAAGGCUGGAGCCACACUCGUGGUCUACAAGGACUUGCUGGUGCUAUUUGGUGGGUGGACACGGCCGAGCCCUUACCCUCUGCACCAGCCAGAGAGGUUCUUCGAUGAAAUCCAUACCUACUCACCCUCCAAAAACUGGUGGAACUGCAUCGUGACCACCCAUGGCCCCCCUCCCAUGGCAGGACACUCCUCCUGUGUCAUUGAGGACAAAAUGAUCGUCUUUGGGGGCUCCCUGGGAUCAAGACAAAUGAGCAACGACGUCUGGGUGCUGGAUCUGGAGCAGUGGGCUUGGUCCAAGCCCGCCAUCUCCGGGCCCAGCCCUCACCCACGAGGCGGCCAGUCUCAGAUCGUCAUAGACAAUGAAACCAUUCUAAUCCUCGGUGGCUGUGGUGGUCCCAAUGCACUGUUUAAGGACGCCUGGUUACUGCACAUGCACAGCAACCCCUGGACGUGGCAGCCACUCAAGGUGGAGAACGAAGACCACGGAGCCCCGGAGCUGUGGUGCCAUCCUGCCUGCAGGGUGGGCCAAUGCGUGGUGGUCUUCAGCCAAGCUCCCAGCGGGAGAGCCCCGCUGAGCCCCAGCCUCAACUCCCGCCCGUCUCCCAUCAGCGCCACGCCGCCCGCCCUGGUCCCCGAAGCACGGGAAUACCGCUCCCAGUCUCCGGUCAGGAACACGGACGAGGCUCCCUGUGUCAACGGGCGCUGGGGCACCCUGCGGCCCAGGGCGCAGCGGCAAACGCCCUCGGGCUCGCGGGAAGGCAGCUUGUCCCCAGCCAGAGGGGACAGCUCCCCCGUGCUCAACGGGGGCACCUUGUCCCCCGGUGCCACUGGUGCCGGCGGCGCCUCCUUGGACAGCCCCGUGCAGCUCGUGUCACCCAGCACCCCUUCCGCAGCCGAAGGAUACGAGCUCAGAGUGGGGCUGGCCCUGGCGCCGCGGCGGGGAUCGCUGCCGGAGCAGAAGGAUCUGCGCUUGGGAUCCGUGGACGUGAGCUGGGAACAGAAACCGGGCUCCCUGCUGUGCCAGAUGGAUGCUGUGGAGGGCAGGACACUCAGCGCCAGCGGGAGGAACCCCCCGGAGCACACCAACGGCAUCCAUACACCGCCCCACGUCACCGGCUCCCUCCCCGGUGCCGUGUCCCCCAGCGCGCUCCGGAGGAGCCUGGAAGCUGUCAAAGCCCUUUCCUCCAAGGGCCCCUCGGCCUCAGCAGCGCUGAGCCCCCCCCUGGCCUCCUCCCCGGGGUCCCCGGGCGCCGAGCCGGGCUCAGCAGCACGUCCUGGUUCUACCCAAGGGGACGGCCAUUCCUUACCCCCCAUCGCCCGGCGCCUGGGCCACCACCCCCCGCAGUCCCUCAACGUUGGGAAGCCUUUGUACCAGAGCAUGAACUGCAAACCCAUGCAGAUGUACGUGCUGGACAUUAAAGACACCAAGGAACAAGGACGAGUCAAAUGGAAAGUGUUCAACAGCAGCUCGGUGGUGGGACCCCCCGAAACCAGUUUACACACGGUGGUGCAAGGCAGAGGCGAGUUAAUCAUCUUCGGUGGCCUCAUGGACAAGAAGCAGAACGUGAAGUACUACCCCAAAACAAAUGCCUUGUACUUUGUGCGAGCAAAGAGAUAAUGCGGCCCCAUCCUGCACCACCGCCUCCUCCCUUCCAUCCCUGCGGCUCUUCCCCAUCCUUCCCGAGCCCUUCCCCUGUCCCGCCGGCGUUCCAACUGUGAAUUAGGGAGCAAGAAUCCAAUAAAAUCCAAGCAAAACCCUCCA